UGUUUGCGUCCGCUACAAGAAUAUUGUUCAACGGGUACUGUUUCUAUCUAUGACUGCCGUACAGUGCGCAUGCGGAUGUCCAUAAUGAUUACCGGAAGCUCUAGUUGAUGGCUGAUGCAAUGUGUAUAUAAAUUAAAUAUUGUUGUGUUUUAGGUCAUACGGAGAAUAUUACACUGAAAACUAUUUAAGGACAUAAUUCUGUGUUUAGAAUUAUUGUGGAGAAAUGGCGGAUGAAGAAACGAUUUUUGAUCCAUCUUUGAAAAAGAAAAAGAAGAAGAAGAAGACCACUUUUGACAUUGAUGCAGCUUUAGCAGAAGGAAACGCAGGCGACGGUAAUGAAGCGGCGGACCAGCAAGUUACUGAUAAAGAAAAUCAGGAGCCUUUCAAGAUGGAUGACUCCAAAGAUAUAGAUUUUGAUGAUGGCAAUCUAGACUUGGAGAGUUUUGGUAAGAAGAAGAAGAAAAAGAAGAAGUUCAACAUGGACGAGCUGGAAGGGGCACUUCCAGAGCCCAGCAUGGAGGUGGAUGGGCCUCAGGAAGACGGGCAGACCGAGGAUGCAUUUGAUUUGGAUAUGGAUUUCUCAACAAAAACUAAGAAAAAGAAGAAAAAGAAGAAGGAUUUGGAUGAAUUGGUAGCAGAAAAUGAAAAGGAUGCUCAAGAAUUUUCAGAAAAUGUUGAAGGCAGCCAGACGACAUGGUUUGGAGAUGAUCGAGACUACACAUAUGAUGAGCUGCUCACACGCGUGUUCGACAUCAUGCGGGACAAGAACCCGGAUAUGGUUGCCGGGAAAAAACAGAAGUUCGUCAUGAGACCCCCACAGGUCGUGCGGAUUGGCACCAAGAAAACAUCUUUUGCAAAUUUCACUGAGAUUUGUAAAACGUUGCAUCGACAGCCGAAGCAUCUUCUGGACUUCUUACUCGCCGAGCUGGGUACGAGCGGAUCGGUGGACGGCAACAACCAGCUGAUCAUCAAGGGCCGCUUCCAGCAGAAGCAGAUAGAGAACGUUCUGCGGCGAUACAUCAAGGAAUACGUGACGUGCCACACCUGCCGCUCCCCCGACACCAUCCUGCAGAAGGACACGAGACUGUUCUUCCUGCAGUGUGAGACGUGUGGGUCGCGGUGUUCCGUGGCCAGCAUCAAGUCUGGGUUCCAGGCUGUCACUGGGAAACGUGCUGCAAUCAGAGCAAAGACAGCUUAGUGCAAAUUUUUUUACUGUGUACAUUGUUUCAGGAACUAUUAUAUCCAUCAAGUGCAACAUUUUUGGUUAUUUUUUACAUUGUACAUAACAUUCAGCAUUAUAUAAUUGGUUUUGUUAGUAUAUAAAUUUUUGACUUUAAGUUUCUCUAAUAUUGUUACAGUUUAAUCAUUGUACAGUGUAGGUAGCCAAUAUGAUGCAAUAUUGUGUAUAAAAUAUUCAUACAACAUAAAGUAAGUUCCGAAGUCUCAUCAAAUCUAAAUUGUAGGAAAGCUAUUGCCUGUUCUGCUGCUAAGUGUAAAUAUUGGCAUGAAUAGUCACAGACAUCAGAUUAUUUAUUCAACUAUUUUCACUUAAGGUUUAUUAUUAUUUUUUUAUUUUUUUUAUUUGAAUCUGUAGUACUUACUUUAUCAACAAAUUUGGAAUCACUGAAAGCCAUUUCUAAAAUAUGCAUUGUAUGUGCAAUGUUUGUAUGUGUUCACGUAUUGGUAUUAUGCCUGUUUUUAUUUUAAGGAGAAGGCCAUGUUUAGUCACCUAAGUAUCUUGCAAACAACUCAGACUUGUAAUAUGUUCUUAAAAUAAAUUAUAAAACAGA
Bacillus rossius redtenbacheri is the source of this 1790-nucleotide messenger RNA. It is a transcript of the gene eIF2beta, whose product is annotated as eukaryotic translation initiation factor 2 subunit 2. Gene Ontology annotation, cellular component: eukaryotic translation initiation factor 2 complex. The transcript has 7 exons. Gene Ontology annotation, biological process: formation of cytoplasmic translation initiation complex; translational initiation; formation of translation preinitiation complex. Gene Ontology annotation, molecular function: translation initiation factor binding; translation initiation factor activity; mRNA binding. Lineage: Eukaryota; Metazoa; Arthropoda; Insecta; Phasmatodea; Bacillidae. The coding region runs from base 224 to 1198 and encodes 324 amino acids. The record is from RefSeq and is a predicted model, not a curated record.